Scutellospora calospora is the source of this 136-nucleotide messenger RNA. The record is from the annotation of a GenBank genome assembly. NCBI's taxonomy places the organism in Eukaryota, Fungi, Glomeromycota, Glomeromycetes, Diversisporales, Gigasporaceae.
UUAGUAAAGAAGCAAUGAUAUCUUUCUCAGAAAAAAACUGUCUAAAAUUCCCUGUAAUUAGUGGUGAGGAGUCAAAGCAGAUUCAAGAAGAGUUAAAAAAAUUAGAAGAUGAAAAAAGCUUACAAAUUUUAAGCAG